AUGCAUUGCUCAUUUGUAAAUGAUGAUUUAGCCUGUAAGAAAAUACACGACAAAUUAUAUAUUUAUGACGUAACAUAUGAUAUUAUUAUAUUUAUUAUUAUUAUUAUCUUUUGCACGAAUUGGUUAAUACGGAAAACGAUACAAGACGCUUUCGAAAAUCAACAUAUUAAUUUAAGUAGGAGGCUAAGUAGCGAAGGUGGAAAUGAAUUUUUAAUCAACGACGAUCAACAAGAGGAGGAUGAACACGUGAAACAAGAUCAAACGAUAAAAAUUCCAUCGGAAAAUCGAUCCCAAUACGAAAAGUUAUCAUCGACCCAAGAAGAAUUCAGUUCUGAUGACGAAUUAGGUGCCAAAGAAUCUAGGAAAAAGUUGCAAAAACAUCAUCAUCAUCAUCAUCAUCAUCAUCAUCAUCACGUUCACAAACCCAAACCCGGAACGUUGAUAAAAAAUUUAAAACCGCAAAAUGCUUUGAAAGCGAGCAAAACGAUCGUUCUUGCCAAAAAAAAUAAAUUACAAGAUUCGUUGAGAAAGGGAAAAUAUGAGAAAAAUUUCGAUUCGGAAGAUAAUAAUAAUUCGAACAAUCCGACCCUGACGCCGUCGACCGUUCUGGAACGACCGGAUGAAGAACCCGAAGAUGAGGAAGACGAAGAGGAUUCGAUCGGAAGCGCGUCGGAUCUUCGUGACGUCAACGAAUUGUCAGACGGUGACGGGGAGGAGGCUGUGAGCGAAAGCGAAAUCGAAAGUCUUGACGUUCCCAGCAUGUACACGUGCGGUUCGAGCGUGUAUCACGCAGAGUGCGAAAGCAUGACGGCGAGCAACACGUUCGAGACGAGACGGAGGAAAAGAAACGUGAGAGAAACGGGGAUCAAAUCGGAAGAAGAAGAGGAUGAUGAUGAUGGGGUCGCGAAAAAGGGAGGCGACAAACCGUUGCUCGAAGAAUUCGAGAGCGACGGUUCGCCUCAAUUGUGGGACACGACGUGGGACGCCGCGGAAGGGACGAAGGAUGUUUUCGCGAUGGCUCCCUUCCAGCGACCCCCCGAAGACGGAACGAAAAAGAAAAGUAAAAUGAAAUCAAAUGAUCUUGUCACGUUUUCGCCGGAAAAAUUAAAAUUAGAUUUGUUGACAUUUUCAGAAAGCGAUUCUCAACACGAUGAGAAUAAGAUGCCGGGGAAAAAUUUCUGCAAAUCCCCCAAUUUGAUUAUCCUUUCGGAAAGCGAUUCGGAUUUGAAAAAACCACAAGAAUCGGAAGAAACUCAAACGCUUCUCGCGAACGAAUCCGAACAGGAAGUGAAUCCGCAUUUGAUAAAAGACGUGACAGUCACGGAAAGAUUACAUUUGGUUCGGGAAAAAUUGAAACCGUUGGAAAAACUCGACGAAACGGAGCAUUUCGAAACGCAAGUCACCCCGACUAACACGACAAUUGCCACCGCCACCACCCCGAGCACCAACAACCACAACAAUCAAUUGGAACAUUCGUCGUUCUACGCGAACAAUUCAAAAUCGAAUUUGUUUUCCGGCGACGACGAAGACGACGGUAAUAAUUUUCCGGUUAAUUUGCAAGGAUUUUCCCCGAAUUCUUUUCCGAACGAUAAAACGCCAGAAUACUCGGCGACGACGGAUCGUGACAUAUUCGGUUUCACUCCUUUUUACGUUCUCCCGAGCAACAGGAAUCCGUUCGAAGGUGACGAUUUCAAACCCGCGAUGUACGAGACGAAUAACGAAUCCAACGUUAUUAGUUACGGUAAAGGAGACGAGGGACAACAAUUUCUGAGCGGGUAUAACACGUUGAGCGGAAACGACAGAUCUCCAUCUCCCGUGUACAAUAACAAGGCGUCGUCGUCGCCGCCGCCGCCGCCGCCACCCUCGUCGCAAAAAAUAUACGAAACCGGAUAUGGUAAAAUGGUUAACGAAAAAGAAUCCAAAGUUCAUUUCAGUCUAAGCGAUAAGAUAUUGGGUUUUAAAUCCGAGAAAAAAAUCUACUACGAUAGUCUCAAGCACGAGGAAAAAGUGAGGAAAAAAUUAGAGGAUAAAUACGAGAGGAAAAGUAAAAACUGUGAUAAACCGGAAAAGGAAAAGCAUAAAAAGCACAACAAGAACGAUAAGAAAAUCGAACGCGGAUUCAGCAACAUGAGUUUCGAAGAUUGUUGUUUGAGCGGCGAGGACAACAACGCCGAGGAUAUAUGUGCCGUCGAUGGGAGAAUAAAAAAUUUCAAAUCCGUUCGGGGGAGAAGCAAUCCGUUCGCGUAG
This is a messenger RNA of Pediculus humanus corporis (human body louse), 2247 nucleotides long. RefSeq lists its product as uncharacterized. The transcript is spliced from 3 exons. Lineage: Eukaryota; Metazoa; Arthropoda; Insecta; Psocodea; Pediculidae. The coding region runs from base 1 to 2247 and encodes 748 amino acids. The record is from RefSeq and is a predicted model, not a curated record.